Molecule: messenger RNA, 1431 nt
Organism: Emys orbicularis (European pond turtle)
Lineage: Eukaryota; Metazoa; Chordata; Testudines; Emydidae
Gene: THRB
Product: thyroid hormone receptor beta
Exons: 7
Coding region: 1-1431 (476 amino acids)
Biological process (GO): positive regulation of transcription by RNA polymerase II; cell differentiation; retinoic acid receptor signaling pathway
Molecular function (GO): RNA polymerase II cis-regulatory region sequence-specific DNA binding; zinc ion binding; nuclear receptor activity
Source: RefSeq, a predicted model, not a curated record
AUGAGCUACUGUAUGCAAGAAAUAUAUGAAGUGCAUCCUGCUGCUGGUAGCAAUUGCUACAUGCAGUCCGCCGAUUAUUGCACAUAUAUUGAAGAUAGUCAGGGUUACAGCAGUUGUGAUGCUCAGGUCCUGCACAAUAACAACAUAUAUAUGGAACAGGCCUGGGCCGUGAAUCAGCCAUAUACCUGUAGUUACCCUGGAAACGUGUUUAAAAGCGAGUACUCUGACAUGGACAUGGCCCUGAAUCAGUACAACCAACCUGAAUAUUUCACAGAAGAAAAACCUACUUUUUCUCAAGUGCAGUCGCCAUCGUACUCUCAGAAGAAAGGAUACAUACCCAGUUACUUAGACAAGGACGAGCUAUGUGUAGUAUGUGGUGACAAAGCCACCGGGUAUCAUUAUCGCUGCAUCACUUGUGAAGGAUGCAAGGGAUUUUUUAGAAGAACCAUUCAGAAAAAUCUCCAUCCAACCUAUUCCUGUAAAUAUGAAGGAAAAUGUGUGAUAGACAAAGUAACAAGAAACCAGUGUCAAGAAUGUCGCUUCAAAAAAUGCAUCUAUGUUGGCAUGGCAACAGAUUUGGUGCUGGAUGACAGCAAGCGGUUAGCAAAAAGAAAGCUGAUAGAAGAAAACCGAGAGAAGAGACGUCGGGAGGAGCUACAAAAAACAAUUGGGCACAGACCCGAGCCAACAGACGAGGAAUGGGAGCUGAUCAAAAUUGUCACUGAAGCACAUGUGGCCACCAAUGCACAAGGAAGUCACUGGAAACAAAAACGGAAAUUUCUGCCAGAAGAUAUUGGGCAAGCACCAAUGGUUAAUGCCCCAGAAAGUGGGAAAGUGGAUUUAGAAGCCUUCAGCCAGUUUACAAAAAUUAUCACACCAGCAAUUACAAGAGUGGUGGAUUUUGCCAAAAAGUUGCCUAUGUUUUGUGAGCUGCCAUGUGAAGACCAGAUAAUCCUUUUGAAAGGCUGCUGUAUGGAGAUUAUGUCCCUCCGAGCAGCAGUGCGCUACGACCCCGAGAGUGAGACUUUAACACUAAAUGGGGAGAUGGCAGUGACAAGGGGUCAGCUGAAAAACGGGGGUCUCGGCGUAGUGUCUGAUGCCAUCUUCGACCUGGGCAUGUCGCUGUCCUCGUUUAACCUGGAUGACACGGAGGUCGCCCUGCUCCAGGCUGUGCUGCUCAUGUCAUCAGAUCGCCCAGGUCUCCUCAGUGUUGAGAGGAUAGAAAAAUGUCAAGAAGGUUUCCUCCUGGCCUUUGAACACUACAUUAAUUACAGAAAACAUCACGUUGCACACUUUUGGCCAAAACUGCUGAUGAAAGUGACAGAUCUACGAAUGAUUGGAGCCUGCCAUGCCAGCCGCUUCCUGCACAUGAAGGUGGAAUGCCCCACGGAACUCUUUCCCCCUUUGUUCUUGGAAGUGUUUGAGGAUUAG